AUGGAAAAGGAGGGGCCAAAAGAAUCGAAGGAAAUAAAUCCUCAUGCAUUUGAAAGGUUAGAAGAAAACACAUUCUCGAUCAAUAAUGAAGGUCAAGUGAAAGAAUCAAAGAAUAAUCUGGAAUUUGCAUAUGAUGAUGAUGAUGAUGAAGACGUUGGUGGUAAUAAUGCUUUUGAUUUAAACAUUGAACAAGAAGAAGAUAUAUCAGACAAGAUAUAUAAUUCUCAAAACGAAGAUCAAUACGUGGAAUCAAGGAAAUCAGAGAGUCAAAAUUUUGUUCAUUGUGAACUUGAUUAUGACAACAAACAAGUUGAUGUAUUCCCCAUUCAGAAGGUUGAUAAUCAAGAUCAAAAGGUAAAGGAGUCAGAAGCUCAAAUUAUUGGUCAUGAUAACCGUGAAGAGUUUGACAAUGAAGUAGAUUCAUUAAAAAAGAUAAACAAGGUCAUAGAUAUAAAGUCCAAUGUUCACCAUGAGGAAGAUGCAAGUAGUUCAACGAGAUAUGAAACUCAAUUCAAUGUUGAUAAUGGAACAGAAUAUUUUGGUAGCCAAUAUAUUGGAUUUUAUAAAGUAGAUGAAGAAAACAAAAGUAUAGAAUCGACGUGGAAUGUGGAAAAGAAUAACUUGAUGAUUGUUAACGAUGAAAUUGAGUAUGUUGGUGCUCAACAAAAUGGAUUCUAUAAAUCCAAGGAACAAAGCAGAAGUAUAGAAUCAACAUCAAACGAAAACAAUGAUGUGAAGUUUGAAAACAUUGAAAUUCAACUCAUUGUUGAUGGAACAAAGUAUUUUGGUGCUCAACAUAACGAAUUCCAUAAAUCCAAGAAAGAAACUGAAAGUACAGAGUCAACGUCAAACGAGAACAGCAACGAAAAGGCAAAAGUUUGUAGAACAACGACCACGGUCAGCAACAACCAUAGAAACACAUCUUCUACUAAUAUUUACGAUGUAAACUACUCAGAGGAACAAUCAAGCAUGGUUGAAAAGGCUGUAGCACUUAGAAACUUUGUUAGACAGAAAAGCAUGGUAGUAGUGUCCUCUAUGUUGCGUCAUCUUUCUAGAAAAUCCGAGGAAAAAGUAGUAGUAGCUAGUAACUUUGACGAUAACGUUAAAGAUAUUGAAUCCAAGAAGGACAUUUGUGACAAUGAUGCAAAAGAAAACAGUGAUAAAAAAAUUGAUUUGGUAAUCAAAGGUCCACUAGAACCAUUAGCCAUAAAAGGAAGGGUAAUAUUGUACACAAAGCUAGGAUGCCCUGAAAGCAGAGAGGUUAGACUAUUUUUGAACAGUAAAAGGCUUAGAUAUAUUGAAAUUAACAUUGAUGUGUAUACUAGUAGAAAGAAGGAAUUGGAGAAACGUAGUGGAUCUAACUCUGUUCCUAAGGUAUUUUUCAAUGAAAUUCUUAUAGGAGGAUUAAGUGAAUUAAAGGCUUUAGAAGAGUCUGGUGAGCUUGGUGAUAAGAUUGACUAUCUUAUUAGUGACACACCUUCCUUUCAAGCACCGUUAUCACCGUUUUCUGGAGAGGAUGAUCCAUCUUGCAGUGGGUCGAUUGAUGAAUUGGCUCUGAUUGUUUGCAAUAUGAAAAAAUCUAUUGUUGUGAAGGAUCGGUUUUGCAAAAUGAGGAGAUUCACUAACUGUUUUGUUGGUUUUGAAGCUGUGGACUUCUUAUCACAAGAUCAAUAUUUGGAAAGGAAAGAGGCUGUAGAGUUUGGUCGAAAGCUCGCUAGAAAACUAUUUUUUCGCCAUGUUCUUGAUGAGCAUGUAUUUGAAGAUAGUAACCACUUAUACCGAUUUCUAGAUGAUGAUCCAAUCGUGGCAUCAUGCCAAAACAUUCUGAGAGGAAUAAUUACUACGAGGCCUAAGCCUAUUGCAGAAAUUGCAUCCAGAUUAAGGUUUCUUUGUUAUGCAAUCUUUGAAGCUUAUGCAUCUGAAGAUGGACGCCAUGUUGAUUAUAGAAGCAUACAUGGUAGUGAGGAAUUUGCAAGGUAUCUAAGAAUAGUAGAAGAGCUUCAAAGAGUUGAAUUAUGGGAUUUGUCCAGAGAAGAAAAGCUUUCUUUUUUCAUUAAUCUUUACAAUAUGAUGUCCAUCCAUGCAAUUUUAGUAUGGGGUCACCCAGAUGGAACACUAGAGAAAAGAAAAUUUUUUGCAGAUUUUAGAUAUGUUAUUGGUGGAAAUACCUACACACUUUUAGCUAUUCAGAAUGGUAUUUUGAGGGGAAAUCAACGACCGCCAUAUAAUCUUAUGAAGACAUUUAGUGCAAAAGAUAAACGAUUGAAGGUAUCCCUUCCUUACCCUGAGCCUCUCAUACAUUUCGCUUUAGUAUUUGGUAGUCGGUCAGGGCCUGCUCUUCGGUGUUAUUCUGUUGGAGACAUUGACCAAGAAUUAGUGGACGCUGCCCGUAGUUUCUUGAAAAGUGGGGGCCUAUCGAUUGAUUAUUCCGCCAAAGUUGCAUAUGCCAGCAAGAUCCUUAAAUGGUUUAGUGUAGAUUUUGGCAAGAAUGAGGUGGAGGUAUUGAAGCAUGUGUCGAACUACCUAGACCCAAAUGAAUCAGAAGUAUUGUUGGAUUUGCUUGCCACAUGUGAGUUGAAAAUAAUAUAUCAACCUUAUGACUGGGGCUUGAACUUCUAA
Molecule: messenger RNA, 2619 nt
Organism: Arachis duranensis
Lineage: Eukaryota; Viridiplantae; Streptophyta; Magnoliopsida; Fabales; Fabaceae
Exons: 6
Coding region: 1-2619 (872 amino acids)
Biological process (GO): intracellular signal transduction
Source: RefSeq, a predicted model, not a curated record